This is a messenger RNA of Eurytemora carolleeae, 2092 nucleotides long. Its product is annotated as trichohyalin. The transcript has 16 exons. NCBI's taxonomy places the organism in Eukaryota, Metazoa, Arthropoda, Copepoda, Calanoida, Temoridae. The record is from RefSeq and is a predicted model, not a curated record. Bases 32 to 2092 code for a protein of 686 amino acids.
AAAUAUACAUUUAUUGCAUUUUAGAUUGUUUAUGAUGAGAGAGGUGAUGGGAGGAAGGAUUCCAGAGGGAGGGAGAGGUUUAUUGCAUCCUAAUAAUCAUCCUAAACCUACACAAGAGGGAGGGAGAGAGUCAAAACCCGUAAACCCUCAUCCUAAACCUCUUCUUGUUUCUAGACCCAGAAUAAAACCUGUUCCUAAAACUCAAAUAAAAACUUACGCAAGUUCUGCGUACAAACCUAAAGUAAACACGUCAGUAAACCAGACCACCAGGAGAAGGGUACAGGAGAAAACCUGGAGUUUCCAGGUUGACAAGAACGGAGUUGUUCAAGAGAUAAAAAGUUCUUCUAAAAAGCCUGCUUGGAAUCCUGGAGGAGUUAUAAAUGUUGGAUUAGAUAAGAAAGAAGAGAAGAAAUCUUCAAACAAUCCAUUCUGCUCAGUCUGUGAUCAAAACGCAUUGGAUAAAUAUCUUGAGCAGUUCAGCUCUCAGGGGGAGAAGAAGACCUACCCAGUCAACAUGAGCACUUGGAGAAACGUCUUGAACCUGGCAGGGACGGAUUCGAAGGAGAAGUUCCAGGACGAGGAUACGGGAGGACGAGGACAAGAUGAGCUCAAGGACGAGUUUAGUUCUGUAGAAACUAGGUUUAGGGAUAAAAUUAUCGACGAUUUAGCACAGCUUUAUUACAGUGAAAAAGAAUAUUCGGCCGCUGUAAAAGCAAUACACGCCAAGAAAAGACCAGAAAAUGAAGGAAGGUUCAAGGAAAAGCGUAACAAGAGAGAAAGAGUCAAGGAAAGGCUUGACAAUGGUGAAAGAGUCAAGGAAAGGCAAGAUAGAAUCGAGGAUGGGUUCAGCCUGGAGAAUCUAGCGCUUAAACCUCAACUAGGGUAUAACUCUUCUAUGGGCGGAGGAAGCAAAAAUCAAAUGAAUGAAAUGCUCGAGAAGAAAGAAAUAAGGUCGGAGAAAAAUGAAAUCUCCGGGACGGAGAAGAGAAGUUUGGUUGGGUCGGAUUCCAAAACACACAAACAUCAGUCCUCAGAUGAUGAUACGCUAAAUGGAUUAGAUGAUGUAAUCAGUAUCUCCUCUGGGCAUACCGGAAAGCAAGAUUCAAGAACCAGGUCGCAUAGAGCAGAUUUCUCCGGGUCGGAGCAGAGCAGAAGAAAUCAGGGAGGAAAUCUUCCACAGUCAUCACCGCUUAACGGAGACAGAAAAAGUUCCCGAGAAGAAAUCAAACAGGAGUUUAAUGAAUUAUUUCAACAAAAACAAAAUAUAAAACAGUUGGAAAAAGAAAGAAGAAAAGAGAGGAAAGAAGAAGAAAGAAGUGAAAAGGAGAGGAAACCAGUUUAUCAAAACAGAUGGACCCAGUAUGAAGAAAAUCAGGAUUGUGAUAAUCUUCAUUUUGACUUAGACAAGAUCCCAGUUCGUGAAGUUAGUAUAAGUGAUAAACAAGUACAAACUAGCCGAAGAGAAGAUAAGAAGGAACUGAAACAGGAACAGGAACAGGAAAAGGAACGGGAACAGGAACAGGAUACAUUUGCAGAUAUCAUUAUACAAGAACUCAGGACUGAGAUCCGAGAGUUAAAGGACAACGUUCUGCUCCGGGAGCAAAGGAUGCUUGAGACCUCAGGACGGAUGGAGCAGAUUGCCAGGGAGAAUGCAACUCUUAGUAGAGACCUAGAGCUAAUCAUCAGUACUACAAGAAAUCAAGCUGAACAAAUGGAUAGAGAGUUUAGAAGAAAGGAGGAGAAGAUGAAAGAGAAUAUGGAAAGGUUGAGACGAGAACAGAAGGAGUUGGAAAUGAAGUCUAGUCCUACAAAACCCGGGCAAAAUACAGAUGUUGAGAUAUUAAGCCUUGAACUAGAGAAAAUGAAGAGAAGAUUGGCACAGGGAGAAGAAACAAAUAAAACUUUAGGAAAAAAUAUUCAAGAUAAAUCAUUAAAAAUGAAGGCACUAUUUUCUUACAUACGGUCCAGUAUUUUCUUACAUACGGUCCAGUAUUUUCUUAAAUACGGUCCAGUAUUUUCUUACAUACGGUCCAGUAUUUUCUUACAUACGGUCCAGUAUUUUCUUACAUACGGUCCAGUAUUUUCUNUAUGA